Cyprinus carpio (common carp) is the source of this 4129-nucleotide messenger RNA. It is a transcript of the gene creb3l3b, whose product is annotated as cAMP responsive element binding protein 3 like 3b. Gene Ontology annotation, molecular function: DNA-binding transcription factor activity, RNA polymerase II-specific; RNA polymerase II cis-regulatory region sequence-specific DNA binding. Lineage: Eukaryota; Metazoa; Chordata; Actinopteri; Cypriniformes; Cyprinidae. The record is from RefSeq and is a predicted model, not a curated record. Gene Ontology annotation, cellular component: nucleus. Gene Ontology annotation, biological process: regulation of transcription by RNA polymerase II.
GAUUUAACCUGCCAGUCAAAGCCCUCUGACCAUUAACAACCCAACUGAAUCAUCGGCUCAUUAUCAGGAGGUUCAACUUUGUCCUAGAACAGAGAACACAUUCAGGAACAUAGCUGUGUGGAGGACGGCAUCACACUGACAUACUCAGUUUUUCUCUCUGGAUUUUAACCAUUUUCCUCUGUUUGCUUGUUUUUCUGUUGAUGAUUCUAGUGCUUGGAACAUGGCACUACUCUCAGACAAGGCUUAUUCUGGGAUUGAACUCCUAGACCUGCUCCUCGAGCCACAGAAGGUCCCUCAUAUGGAGAGCAAUGGUGACCAUGGCAACCCCGUGUGGUCAAUCACAGAUCAAAGCAUUCUGUGUCAUGGUGAAGGUGUUGUUGAUAACUUCCUGGACUCCCUGUUGCAAGCGUCAGAUGGCGUGUCACAGCCCUGCUCCCCUCUCUGGGUCCCCUCACCCUCUGACAGUGGAAUCAGUGACGACACCCCCUCUGACCACCUGGACAGCCCGCCGCUGCCCACCAGUCCGCUUUUUGACACUGUCUUCCUCCCUCAGCAUCCUCAUCUUCUUCCUCAGCAUCUUCAGCAGCGAGACGCACUGGUCUUAAACACAGAGCCUGAUAUCUCUAUUGAUCUGGCAGAUUGGGAGGCCUGUCUGUUCUCUGAAGGUCUGACAGACUCUCAGGGCACAUCAGCAGAGCCGAGAACUCAACCAGCCACCGUUUACCAGCUCACCGUAAAAGACCUGCUGCUCUCCAACAUCGGAGAAGCUUCGAAACCCUCCACCCAGCAAUCCCAGCAAGAACUGAUUCUCAAUGAAGAUGAGAAGAAACUUUUAGCCAAGGAAGGUGUCAGUCUCCCCAGCCAGCUGCCACUUAACAAGUACGAAGAAAAGAUUUUGAAGAAGAUUCGGAGGAAAAUCCGCAACAAGCAGUCAGCACAGGAGAGCCGCAAGAAAAAGAAGGAAUAUACAGAUGGACUGGAGGGCAGGAUGGCUGCCUGCAGUGCUCAGAAUCUGGAAUUACAGAGGAAAGUCUUCCAGCUGGAGAAAACCAACACGUCUCUGAUGGAGCAGUUACGCCGGCUGCAGUCUCUGGUGAUGAACGGCUCCUGUAAACCGGCUCAGACGGGAACCUGCAUCCUGGUACUGGUCCUCUCUUUCUCUCUCAUUCUCAUCCCGAGCCUCCAGCCCAUCUCACACAGGAGGGCCGCUGACCCCGGAGACUUCAGCACUGUGAAAGUUCAGUCCAGGUCACUGCGCUCGGUGAUGGAGGUGUACAGCAUCCAGCCUGGCUACUCAGUCAACAGGGAUGUGGACGUGUCGUCUUCCCCUCACAGCAAGCUUCGGCUCAGGCCCGAGUACGCCGACAUGGACCCUCUACAUCACAACCACAGCUACAGAGAUGGCGAGCAUCAUCACAGAGAUCCCAUCACGGGCCACGCCGCCACACUGAGGUGGAUAACGCAUCAUGAGAAAGACAGGAAGUGAUGUCAUGGAUUGGCGAGCAUUGUAUCAGAUGUUUGACCAAGGCAUCGCCACAAAUUCCGGCUACAGACAGGAAGUUACUGUCUAACUGACAUGCAAAGCAGCCAACUGCUGUUUGUUUUGCUUGUGCGUGGCAUUUAGGUGCAUGUUUAUCUGAAUAGAUUACACUGCAAUAACAGACCGGAACUGUAAAAAUAUAAAGUGUUUCAAAGAUGUACAUAUUUUAUAGAUGCUUUAGUUUACUUGUAAAUAAUGCACCUUAAACAAACUGUAUUGUAAGAUUUCAUGCAAAUACAGUAAUCUUUCAUUGCAUGAACAUUUGUUAACAUAAAUUGUUACAAAGAUUUGAUGCAAGUACUAUGGCAAACUAUGGCACAUCUAGUAACUAUUUCAUCUCAAGUGUUCAUUGCAGCAGCAUUUGUAAGCAUUUGACCACGUCAUCGCAGCUCAUUCCGGCCAAAAAACAGCCACAGACAGGAAGUGACUGUCUGACUGACAUUCAAAGCAACCAACACCAGUCUGUUUUGCUUUUAGAAUUUAGGUAUGGGUUUAUCUAUAUAGAUUAGACAAUAAUUUGAAACUGGAAAGUAUGCAGAAGUUGUACAGAAAACAAAAAAUGGUGGAAAAUAGAGUAAAAUGCUGCAAAAAAAACAACAACAAAAUACCAACUUUUACUUGGCAUUUCGUUGUGAUUUAUCUAAAUAGAUUAUAGCACUAUAACAGACAAGAAUUGGAAAGAUGAAUAAUGCAAAUAAUAAUACAGCAGCAUGCAGAAAGUUACAGAAAACACACACACACAUAAACACACACAAACACACAAAUAGUACAGAAAACAUACACACAAAAAUAGUAUAGUGUAAAAUGUUGCAGGUUGAUCUUAAUAGAUUAUACCACAGCCUGAAAUGGAAAAAUAAUACAAAUAAUAAUGCAGCAGCCUAUGCAAAAAGUUGUACAGAAAAACAAAACAAACAAAAAAACAUGUAAAAUAGUUUAAAAUAUUGUGGGUUUAUCUGGAUUAGUUAUACCAAAAUACACUGGAAUGGAAACAUUAUUUUAAAAAAUUAUGCAGGCUAUGCAAUAAAUUCCUCGAGAAAACACACAAAAAAUAGUGUAAAAUGUUGCAGGUUUAUCUGAAUGGAUUAUACCACAAUAACACACAGAAAUCAGAAAAUAAAUAAUGCAAAUAAUGAUGCAACAGACUAUAUAAAAAGUAUGUUCAUAAAAAAAAAAUCAAAAUGUAAAGUACAUAUUUCAUAGAUGCUUAAGUUUACUUGCAAAUAAUGUACCUUAAACAAACUAUACUGUACAAAAAAAUUCAUGCAAAUAAACUGCCAAUUCAAGCGAAAAAUGACUAUUUCAAGCAUUCAUUGCAUUAACGUUUGAAAACAUUAAUUGUUUUCAUUGGAUAAACUGCAUGAAACCAGCAAGAAAGAGUUUUCUUUGCAAUAUGCAUCAGUGAGUGGCAUACUGUAUGCAUCCACAAAUGUUGGCCUGUGUUUUAAACAUUGCCUUUGGGGAAGAGAUUAAUCAAUGGGAAUUGGCCUAACACAGCACAUCACAUCAAAAGCAGACGCUCCUGCCAAGCAGUGUGUGGAUCACUGUGCCAAGAUCAGCUUCGCAUCGGCCGCUUGAUCAACUCAGAUUGAUGCACAGAGCUCAUCUCAUUUGAGCACAAUCAAGCAGUCGCACAAGCUCAAUGUACCAAGCUAGAGCUGGGUGUUAAAUCUAGACAUUCAUUAAUGUAAGUUUAUAUCCAGCAAUAUUUUCUCUGCAUCUAUCGCCCUUUAUAUUUAUCUCAAAGGUUGUAUCUGAGAACUCCCUUGAGCAUUUUGACUCAUGGUCAAAUGUGGCUUUUGAAUGCUAAACAACUUUUACUUUUGUUGCUCCAUAAACUACUUGCACAGUCCAUUUAGUGUUACAUGCAACGCAGCAGAUAUGAACCCUAAAAUGGCUAUGAAUGUGUUAUUUGUUUGAGCAGGUAUUUGCUCUUUCUCGCUCCACCUCCGUGAACCUCCAGCUGUAUAAUACAGACGCUCCACAUACAGCUGUUGCCUGUAUAAUUAGACCCGUGGAGUAUUGCACAUCUCGAGACCUGUGUUCAUCAGCGCAUCAGGAGUGGUCAAGGGCACGUGCUGCUUUCCAUUUGUUAAAAAUUACCUUUCACUCCAACAUGCACCAGAGUUUCAGGUGCUGCUACUGAUGUGGUGUGCUUUAGAGGUAAAUGAGGGGUGGUGAGGAAUAACAAUUACCUUGUUUCACACAGGGUCAGUGCUUUUGCAUCAAAACUGCUCCUCAGGUGGCCGCUGGCACACAAUGUGCCAGAAAAAAUACAGCACAAUCUUGGACUGCAUGAGCUGCUUUGUUUUCUUUCUGCACAGCUCUCCUUUAGGGUUUUUCAUUUUAGUUUUACUUGGAAUUUUUUUUUUUUUUUUUUUUUUUUUUACAUUUCAAACUGCAUAAUUGAAGCAUUUAGAAUAGUACUGAACAACUGAAUUUGUCGAAUUGUAUUUUCCAGGAUAAAGGUUUCCCAAUUUUAAAACAUUAUUGUAAAACCUUGACUGAAUUCAGUUGAAUGUAUUUAUUUCCUAUUUCUUGGUAUUUGUAUGAUGUUUGCAGGUGUAAUUAAAUGACCUACGGUGUCACUCA